Pristis pectinata (smalltooth sawfish) is the source of this 2465-nucleotide messenger RNA. RefSeq names its product ring finger protein 168 (gene rnf168). Gene Ontology annotation, cellular component: nucleus; site of double-strand break. The record is from RefSeq and is a predicted model, not a curated record. Bases 172 to 2070 code for a protein of 632 amino acids. NCBI's taxonomy places the organism in Eukaryota, Metazoa, Chordata, Chondrichthyes, Rhinopristiformes, Pristidae. Gene Ontology annotation, biological process: double-strand break repair. Gene Ontology annotation, molecular function: nucleosome binding; ubiquitin-protein transferase activity. The transcript is spliced from 6 exons.
GCCAAGUGGCGCUCGCAAGCGGGGUAUUUCAAAGGGAUGUGGGCGGCCACUGCCCGCCGUCCACCGUCGCCGUCCGGGGAAAAGAAUCGCCUCACGGCCUCCAAUAGACUCUGGCGUAACAGUCGCGGCGUGAAUCUCACACCGGACUAAGCCGAAGCCCGACCGGACGCAAUGAGGCACAAUAAGCAGGGCGGCCUUGCGAAAGCUGGGUCCCGGGGCCCGCCACCGGCGCUCAGCCUGGCCGAGUGCAUCUGCCCGAUCUGUCAGGAGCUGCUGGCGGAGCCGGUCACGCCGCCGUGCGGGCACUCCUUGUGCCGGGGCUGCUUUCAGCAGACGGUAGAAAUCAGCAACCUCAACUGCCCGCUGUGCCGCCGCCGCCUCUCCAACUGGGUGCGGGCCCAGGCCCGGUGCGGCGGCCUGGUCAACACCGAGCUGGAGCAGCGUAUCCGCCAGCAGUUCCCGCGGGACGGCGUCCUGGAGCCGGCAGAAGUUGACAGAUUCUGCCCACCACCUCAACUAUGUAAACCUGGUGAGCUGAGGCAAGAAUAUGAAGAGCAGAUCAGUAAGUUGAAGGAAGAGCGUCGUGCUCGUGAAGAAGAGGAACACAAAGCAAGUGAGGAUUUUAUUCAGAAGCUUUUGGCUGAGGAACAGCAAAUGUAUGUGGAACAGAAGAAGAAAGAAAUGGAUGAACAACUAAAGAGGGAUGAACAACUAGCCAAGAUGUUGAGUGAGGAAGUGAAUUGGAUACACAGGACAUCUUCUGAAAGCUUGGGUGGGUGCUCAAAAUCGAUUUCUUCAAAGUUGAAUUCAUCCAUCACCAAAGGAACUAAAUUGACAGCACGUAGCCCAAAUAAUAUGGAAAAUAUAGAAAGGUAUUUAUCACCUACAUUGCCAAAGUAUCAAACAGCUGAGAUGAGUCGACUGAGAAGCAAUUUCUCUGGUCCAGAGAGCACAUGUGAGGCAGAUGAAUCAAUCUCAAGCAGUAGCUCAAUUGCAAGUAAUCAUCUUUUUCUUUGUGAUAAAGAAGAGGAGCCAGUCUCUAGUUCAAACCAAUCGGAAUCAAUCCAUUUUAUUGAAGGAACUCCUAAUGAAACAAUCACAGAUGGGCAAAUAGAGUGUACCAGUGAAAACAGUCCAGAGCACAAUGAAAACAAGGUGCUAAGAGCUUGCAGCAGUACAGAGAAUGGUGGUGAAAAGUCAAUGGAAGAUGUACCACUUAAAGAAUUGAAGAUGAAUUCAGUUAAUUGUAAUGAUGAUCUACUAGAUUCCACAUUUGUGCCAGUUUUCAAUCAUGAACUUGAGCAUGCCUGCACUAGUGCAGGCUGUUGUAGUUCAGAUAAUAUAGACUAUGCAACUGUCCAAAAUUUGACAGAAGGUGAAGUUGCAGAACAUGAAAUUUUGAGCCAAAGUCCCUGUAAAACAACAGUUAUGAAAAGAAAAGCAUGCAGUUCCUCAGAUGAUUCUACACCUACUUGUGUCAAAGUUAAAAAGAGAAGAAUUUGUCCCAAUGUCCAUAACAAACCCAGUGAGAACAGUGAAUCUUUCCAUGAGGUAUUCCAUCAUGAGCAUCUUGCAGACUGGGAGAAACAACUUUUUGAAAAGCACAAAAUGGAAGAGCAGGAUCGAUUGUUAGCCUUAAAAAUACAGAAGGAACUUGAUAAAGAGAUGCGGAUUGUUAAUAGAACAAGGGGAACACCUGAUGAAUAUUUGCUUCGGACCAAGAAAUUGCCUACAAGUUGUGAUAAAAAAGUGCUUGCAAAAAAUAAAACUCCACUAGCAACACUAAAGGGCCAUCAAACUUCCAGAAGCUCAGCUAGAUCACAGUCUAGCACCUCAGAAUGUGGUAAUAAGCAAGCCAUGCUCAAGAAUAUUUCCUCUAAAACAUGCAGGCAGAGAAGUAGAAUCUUGCAGGAUCCAACAGGGCACCAUGGUAAUCAAAGGGCCCGAUGCCAGAGGCCACUUGCCUCCAUGGAUGCUAACUCUGCUGCAUUGAUGCCCAUCAGUGAACUGAGAAAUGGUAAAAAACAACAGACUAUUGAUGAUAUGUUCCAGAAACACAAUGCAAAAUAAUAGGCUUGUGCAAAGAAUUCAACCACCAUUUUGACUUGCAAACCCUUCAUUGUUUUUUAAUGUUGACUUCAUAUUUGCUAUGCCCAGUUUAGAAUUAACAUUGAUUUCUUGUUGAUCAGCUGCUUGUCUGAAUUCAUUUUCCUGAUGGUCUGCAGAAUACAUGCAGCACUUCAAAUCCCCUAUUUAAAUUUAUUGGAGCAGUUUUUAAAACUAUUACAAAUUUCUACAGUUCCAUUCACUUUUAUUACAUUAGUUUCUCAACAUGUGAGUAAUUGUAAAAAUCCUAUUUCCUUCAUGCUACAAUUGCAAAAAAAACAUGCAGUUUAACAGAUGGCUUGGUUCUUGUAAUAAAUAAAUUCUCAUGUUUUUCAUUAAACAUAAACAGCAUACAUCAA